UCAAGUUAUGUCAAAAGACGAAAUGUUGGAGCAUAUUUGAUACGAAUACUUUAUUCUCCAAAAUUCCUUUUAGCUUCUAAAUUAGUUCCUAGGCGUAAACGUUUCGAAAUGUUAUCCAAUUCAGCGUACGUGUGUCUAAUUUAUUUUUUGUCUGCUCUAGUCUUAUCGCUAGCGGGUCGUGAUUUUUAUCAAAUACUCGGCGUUUCCCGUUCUGCUAGCACAAAUGAAAUCAAGAAAGCUUACAGAAAAUUAGCAAAAGCACUUCAUCCGGAUAAAAAUCAAGAUGAUCCUGAUGCGUCACAAAAGUUCCAAGAUUUGGGGGCGGCUUACGAAGCUUUGUCGGAUCCCGAGAAGCGAGAGUUGUACGACCGGUGCGGGGAGGAUUGUCUCAAGAAAGAUGGGAUGAUGAACAACAAUGAUCCAUUCGCGAGUUUCUUCGGCGACUUUGGCUUCCAUUUCGGUGGCGAGCCGCAGCAACACGAAACACCGCGCGGCGCCGACGUCGUAAUGGAGCUCACUGUGUCUCUAGAAGAGCUCUAUAACGGCAAUUUUAUUGAAAUAACCCGAAAUAAGCCAGUGAUAAAGCCCGCUUCGGGUACGAGGAAGUGUAACUGCCGCCAGGAGAUGGUGACAAGGAACCUGGGCCCAGGCCGCUUCCAGAUGAUGCAGCAGACUGUGUGUGACGAGUGCCCCAAUGUCAAACUUGUCAAUGAGGAAAGACUGCUGGAAAUUGAGGUAGAAGUGGGAGCCCCAGAUGGUCACAAGUCGCGCCUCCGCGGUGAAGGAGAGCCCCAUACGGACGGGGAGCCUGGGGACUUAGUUAUAAUUCUGAGGACAGAGAAGCACCCACAGUUCACUCGCCGUGGUGACGACCUCUACACUAACAUUACCAUUUCAUUACAGGACGCCCUAACAGGCUUCAACCUGGAGUUGACCCAUCUGGACGGCCACAAGGUGUCGGUGUCGCGCGACAAGGUGACGUGGGCCGGCGCGCGUGUCCGCAAGAAGGGCGAGGGCAUGCCCAACUUUGACAACAACAACCUGCAUGGAAACUUGUAUGUCACUUUCGACAUUGACUUCCCCAAGCAGGACUUCACAGAUGAGGAGAAAGAAGCAUUGCGGAAAAUACUUAAGCAGGCUCCAAACAAUAAAGUAUACAAUGGACUAUAGUAGCCACAACGCCAAGUUAAUAUAAUUUAUUUUAAGUAGUGAAUUGAGUGCAAUGGUAUGAACAAAGUUGGUGUGACGCUGGAUUUUGAGUUGCCUGUGACAUGUGAUUGUUUUUUAUGAAAUAAAAAGAUUUAAGAA
This is a messenger RNA of Pectinophora gossypiella (pink bollworm), 1308 nucleotides long. It is a transcript of the gene shv, whose product is annotated as dnaJ homolog shv. The transcript is spliced from 5 exons. NCBI's taxonomy places the organism in Eukaryota, Metazoa, Arthropoda, Insecta, Lepidoptera, Gelechiidae. Gene Ontology annotation, biological process: protein maturation; protein folding. Bases 109 to 1170 code for a protein of 353 amino acids. Gene Ontology annotation, molecular function: misfolded protein binding. The record is from RefSeq and is a predicted model, not a curated record. Gene Ontology annotation, cellular component: endoplasmic reticulum.